AUGUCUACAGAAUUCAGACACCAUUCCCCUUAACUCACCAAAACAAUAGAAAUAGAAGAUCACAAAAAAGAGACUACUUAUAGAUCACUUCAAGUUUCAAAAUCCAUCAAUGUGCUCUCAGAAUAGCAUGAUGAAUAAACUAUCAUGAUUAAAAAGAAGAUAACAAACUAAUAACUUAGUAUCUUCAAUGAAGACUUAAUAAAUAGAAAAUAUUAGUAAAAUAGCCCUGAACAAGAGCAAAACAAUCUUUAAACAUCUUUGAACACUUUAAGAAAUAAUGAGGAACAAUAGAUGCAAUCGCUUUCUAACAAGGUUUGUUACUUUUGUUGUAAAGAUAAGAAUUUAAUUUAGAUAUGUCCUUGUUCACAUGCUCAUCAAAGUUGUGCAACAAGUUACAUUUAAACUGGCAGCUUAAUGAAAAGAAUAUCUUGUUAAUAAUGCAAAUAACAAUACCAUCUCAAAGGGUGCAUUUACUUUAAUUUCCAAAAAUGGAAAGAAUUCAAAUUUUCCUUAUUUCUUGAAUUUCUCUUAAUAACAAUGGUUGUCAUAACCGUGAUCUACUCUGCUAUAAUACUUCUAGAAUAGUUUAAUACAAAUUCUAAUUACAUUAGCACCUAUACAAAAAUUAUAUUAAUUUGUACUUUUGGAUUUAUUGUAUGUGUAGUUGUCAUUUCUAAAAUACUUUAGCACUUCAAAGCCAUUAAAUUUGAAGUUUAAUAAUACUACCCAAGAAAUAUUGAUUAUAACAUUUAAUAUCUUAAACUCCUAGUGCAAGACUGA
This is a messenger RNA of Paramecium octaurelia, 780 nucleotides long. The record is from the annotation of a GenBank genome assembly. Lineage: Eukaryota; Ciliophora; Oligohymenophorea; Peniculida; Parameciidae.